Argiope bruennichi is the source of this 1944-nucleotide messenger RNA. Its product is annotated as UTP--glucose-1-phosphate uridylyltransferase-like. NCBI's taxonomy places the organism in Eukaryota, Metazoa, Arthropoda, Arachnida, Araneae, Araneidae. The record is from RefSeq and is a predicted model, not a curated record. Gene Ontology annotation, molecular function: UTP:glucose-1-phosphate uridylyltransferase activity. Gene Ontology annotation, cellular component: cytoplasm. The coding region runs from base 147 to 1679 and encodes 510 amino acids. The transcript has 15 exons. Gene Ontology annotation, biological process: UDP-alpha-D-glucose metabolic process; glycogen metabolic process.
GUAGAACAGGCGAAACCACGUAGUGUUUUCAUUCUAACGCAGCUUGUCGAAUGGUAAACAAGGCUGAACGUAACGCUGUAGCUGCGGGUUUAUUUUACAUGUGUUCGAUAUUUUCGCUGAGUUUGUGAUACAAGAUUCCUGAAAGGAUGUCAACGCACGCAGAGAAACUUGCGAACUUCGGCAAACAGCGGAAGAUCAGUGAUUCCACCGAAUUCAAGCAGCUUACCAAGCAGGAUGCCAAGAACGAACUUGCCAAAGAACUCGAGAAGAUUCUCAAUACAGCGCCCUCUACUGUUGAGAAACAGAGGACGGCGGAGGAGUUCAAGGGUUUCCAGCGGCUUUUCUCGCAGUUCUUGCAGGGCACAAGCAGCACGGUGCAAUGGGAGAAGGUCGAACCUCUGCCGGAAGGAGCAGUGAUUGGUUAUAAAAGUUUGACAAGUCCUGAUACGAAAAAGAUCAGGGAUAUGCUGAGCAAACUAGUUGUGGUCAAGUUGAACGGUGGUCUGGGAACUACAAUGGGCUGCACUGGACCCAAGUCCAUCAUCCCUGUCCGAAAUGAACUUACAUUCCUCGAUCUCACAGUCCAGCAGAUAGAGCAUCUAAACAAAACUUACGACACAGACGUACCAUUAGUCCUGAUGAACUCUUUUAACACAGAUGAGGACACCCAUAAAGUUUUGCCCAAGUACAGGGGACUCAGGAUAAAGAUCUACACUUUCAACCAGAGCAGGUAUCCAAGGUUGAACAAAGAAAGCCUUCUUCCCAUCGGAAGAACUUUAAACAAUCCAGACCCUGAAUCCUGGUAUCCACCUGGUCAUGGUGAUUUCUACGAAGCUUUUUACAACUCUGGCCUUCUGGAGAUGUUCAUUGCCAAUGGGAGAGAAUACUGCUUCAUUUCCAACAUAGACAACCUGGGCGCAACAGUCGACCUCAAAAUUCUGAAUCUUUUAUUGAAUCCAGGCAAAUCCCAAAGUCACGAAUUUGUGAUGGAAGUGACGGACAAGACCAAAGGAGAUGUCAAAGGUGGUACAUUGAUCCAAUACGAAAACAAAAUUCGAUUACUGGAGAUUCCUCAAGUACCGAAAGAACGGGUGGAUGAAUUUAAAAGUGUCAACAAAUUCAAAAUCUUUAACACAAAUAACUUGUGGAUGAAAUUAAAGACAAUAGCCAGUUUAGUCGAGGAACAGAGAUUGAAUAUGGAAAUCAUUGUUAAUCCGAAACAUUUGGACAAUGGAAUAAAUGUUAUCCAACUGGAAACAGCAGCGGGAGCUGCCAUGAAAGAUUUCGAUGGAGCAAUAGGUAUCAAUGUGCCGAGAAGUCGGUUCUUGCCCGUGAAGAAGACCUCCGACCUGUUGCUGGUGAUGAGCAACCUGUACAACAUGAAGAACGGCAGCCUCAUCAUGAGCCCGGAAAGAGCUUUUCCCACCACACCCCUCGUCAAACUAGGAGAUCUACAUUUCCUUAAGGUUCGGGAUUUCCUAUCCCGAUUCGACAGCAUUCCGGACAUGUUGGAACUGGAUCACUUGACGGUCUCGGGUGACGUCACAUUUGGAAGGGGCGUCUCUCUCAAGGGUACCGUGAUCAUCAUCGCCAAUCAUGGGGACAGAAUCGACAUACCGAAUGGCGCAUGCCUGGAAAACAAGAUUGUCUCAGGAAAUCUGCGCAUUCUUAGUCACUAGAUACAUGUUGCCAUUUUGAAAUUCUCAAUAACGAAAUUAACGCAACAUCCAGAUGAUUUAUUUUUGUAAAGAAAACUUUCAUAUUCAUAUUGUUGAUUGUAUUUUCGUCGAAACAGUAAAUAUUCAUUUCCUAACUGGUAGAGAAUGCGCCCGUUUCCAAUAUCGUCUGACGAAUUGCAUUGGAAACUGAACUACAUUUGUGAACCUUAUCGUUUGCCACUAGAUGUAAAGGGAUUAACCUAGAAAUAAAGUGUACGUUUCAGAA